UGAGAAUGGCAGUGAAUGGGGGAAAGUCAGAAAAUCAGAAAUAAGGUCAUGAAUGUGGAAAAUCAGAAAUCAGGUCAAUGCCUAUGAAAAUUGAUCAAAGGCUUCUUCAAUAUGUUUACAUUGACCAAUGAACGCUGGUCAAGGAUGACAGAGGAAAGAGUUGAAGGUCCAUAGUCUGAUAAAACUCUGUUAUAUCUCAUUCCCUGUUUUCCUUCUGUUAUGUAAUUCUUUAAAACAAAGCAUAGGCAUGGAUAAAAAAAAUGAAACGUCAGUCACAGAUUUCAUCCUCCUGGGCCUCUCCUUGGAUAUGAAACACAUCAAUCUGUUCAUUGGUGCCAUGCUUCUUAUCUACAUCGUAGCUCUCAUUUUGAACUCCAUUCUCAUUCUCCUGAUUUGGGCGCAUUCUCAUCUCCACACACCCAUGUACUUCCUACUCAGCCAGCUGGCUCUCAUGGACUUGAUGUUAAUCUCUAGCUUUGUCCCCAAAAUGGCCAUCAACUUCUUCUCAGGGAGGAGAAACAUCUCACGGUUGGCCUGUGGGACUCAGAUCUUCUUCUUUCUGACUCUGGGAAUUGCCGAGUGCAUCCUCAUCACCCUCAUGUCCUAUGACCGGUAUGUAGCCAUCUGCAAUCCUCUGAGAUAUGCCAUCGUCAUGAGUCCUAGGGUCUGUGUACAGAUGGUUGCCUUCUCCUGGGCUGGGGGUGCCAUUACAUCACUGGUACACACAGCCUAUGCCAUGCAUUUUCCCACCUGUGGUUCCAAAGAGGUUUCGCAUUUCCUCUGUGAGCUCACGGCCAUCCUAAAGUUGGCUUGUGAGGACAUCUCAGCCUAUGAGAAGGCUGUGGUGGUGACAAGCAUUGUGGUGCUUCUCAUUCCCUUGUUCCUCAUCUUGUCCUCUUAUGCUGUCAUCUUCCUUGCCAUCCUCCACAUGAAAUCCCCAGAGGGCAGGGACAAAGCCCUGACCACUUGCUCCUCCCAUCUGACUGUUGUAUGCCUCUACUACGGCCCUGCUAUAGUAGUGUACAUGAGGCCUAGUUCCUAUCAUAAUGCCAAGCUGGACCAGGUACUCUUUAUACUCGGCCCUAUUCUUACACCUAUGCUGAAUCCCCUGAUUUAUAGUCUUAGGAACAAAGAAGUAGUGGGAGCCCUAAGGAAGGUGCUGAGCUAAUACUGAUGUCAAAUUAACAUAACAAGAUAUGUCCAUUUGUAAUCAUUUACUUUAAUUCAAUCGAAACAAGUUUGGUUAUAUGUCAAGAGGUCUUAGUUUUGGAGUAAUCCAUUGACUUAACAAA
This is a messenger RNA of Loxodonta africana (African savanna elephant), 1292 nucleotides long. RefSeq names its product olfactory receptor 2M5-like. Lineage: Eukaryota; Metazoa; Chordata; Mammalia; Proboscidea; Elephantidae. The coding region runs from base 248 to 1168 and encodes 306 amino acids. Gene Ontology annotation, molecular function: G protein-coupled receptor activity; olfactory receptor activity. Gene Ontology annotation, biological process: detection of chemical stimulus involved in sensory perception of smell; G protein-coupled receptor signaling pathway. Gene Ontology annotation, cellular component: plasma membrane. The transcript has a single exon. The record is from RefSeq and is a predicted model, not a curated record.